UUAUUUUGUUCUUUAGAAUAUCGAGGAUAGUGACUAUGACAGCAGUGGGUUCUACAUGGGAUGGCACUGACUGCUCCUUGACGUCUUAACAUUCGAUGUUCAGAGCUGCUUGGCAGUUGAUAUAUUGCCAAUAUAAGAAUACGUAUUUGAAGCCAUGUCGAAGAAAAACCGCACAAAGGCAGAAAAGGACAUGGAGACUGAAGCUGUCCAAGCAGUGGCAAAUGAGGAAUUGCGGAUGAAAUUGACAAACAUUCAGAUUGAAUAUCAGCAGGAAAAAGGCAAGGUGAGUAAACUGAGAGAGAAGCUCCAGGAAGCAAAACAAGAACGAGAACAGGAACAGCACAAACACACAGCCUACAUAUCUGAACUCAAGGCUAAACUCCAUGAAGAGAAAAUGAAGGAACUCCAGGCUCUCCGAGAGGUACUCAUUCGGCAACACGAACAAGAAGUGGCUCGUAUGGUGAAAAUAAAAGACAGUGAGAUCCAGCGAUUGCAGUCCACAGUGAAUGUCCUGCGGGACGGGGCGGCUGACAAAGUGAAAACUGCCUUGCUCAAUGAGGCCAGGGAAGAAGCCCGGAAAUCAUUUGAUGGUGAGCGCAUAAAGAUGCAACAGGAGAUACUAGAACUGAAGUCAGGGAAAAAACAGGUGGAAGAAGCCUUGAGUAACAUCAUGCAGGCAGAUAAGAUGAAGGCAGCUGACCUGCGCACAGCCUACCAGUCCCAUCAAGACGAAAUUAAUAGGAUAAAGCGUGAAUGCGAGAGGGACAUCCGUAGGCUGAUGGAUGAGAUACGAGGCAAAGAGAGAGUGAUUUUGGCUUUGGAGAAAGAUCUUGGUGUCCAGGCAGGCCAUACACAAAAGUUGCUGCUCCAGAAAGAAGCCCUGGAUGAACAACUUGUUCAAGUCAAAGAGGCAGAGCGGUUCCAUUCCAGCCCAAAGAAAGAGAUUCCUCCCUCUGUGGGAGAUAUGAUGGAACUUGUAGGAAACCAGGAGCAACAUAUGGAUGAACGAGAUGUGCGGAGAUUUCAGCUAAAAAUAGCAGAACUCAGCGCUGUAAUUCGGAAACUGGAAGAUAGAAAUACACUUUUAGCAGAUGAAAGGAAUGAACUACUGAAGCGGUCUCGGGAGACGGAAGUGCAGGUGAAGCCACUUGUAGAAAAAAACAGAAGGCUGAACAAAAAGAACGAGAGCUUGCUGCAGAGUAUACAAAGAAUGGAAGAAAAACUUAAGCGUCUUUCUAGGGAAAAUGUCGAAAUGAGAGAAAAGCUAUCUGCUCAGCCAACAAUGAAGAGGCACACAUCAUUGAAUGACCUCAGUAGCACACAUGAAGAACCAGAAGUUGAAUUUCUUAAAUUGCAAAUUAUAGAACAACGGCAUCUUAUUGAUGAUCUGACAAUGGAGCGGGAUCGAUGGUUACGCUCCAGGAAACAGAAGACGCAGAAUUUGAAACCCACAAAGAGGCAUGUUGUGGAGACAUUUUUUGGAUUUGACGAAGAAUCAGUGGAUUCAGAAACAUCAUCAGUAACUUCCUAUAAUACAGAUAAAACGGACAGGACUCCAGCUACACCAGAAGAAGACUUGGAAGAUAGCACUCCUAAAGAAGAAGCUGACUUGCGGUUCUGUCAGCUAACCAGAGAAUAUCAAGCUUUGCAAAGAGCAUAUGCAUUGCUCCAGGAACAGGUUGGGGGAACCCAGGAUGCAGAAAGAGAAGCAAGGACACGGGAACAACUACAAGCUGAUCUUCUCCGGUGCCAAGCAAAAAUUGAAGACUUGGAGAAAGCUCUGGUUGAGAGAGGACAGGACUCUAAAUGGAUAGAAGAAAAACAGGGGCUUAUCAGGACAAACCAAGAACUGCUAGAAAAGAUCUACAAGAUAGAACAAGAAGAAGAUCUGCUGAAGAAUGAGAUGCAGGAUGCCAAAGACCAGAAUGAGCUGCUGGAGUUCCGAAUCCUUGAGCUGGAAGAGAGAGAACGAAGGUCGCCAGCUUUUAACCUCCAUAUAACUGCAUUCCCUGAAAACAAUGGAAGUGCACUUCAACUGUUUUGUCAUCACGAGGGAAUAAAGGAUGUGAAUAUUUCUGAACUUAUGAAGAAGCUAGAUAUCCUUGGUGAUAAUGGGAAUUUGAGGAAUGAAGAACAGGUUGCAAUAAUUCAGGCGGGGACUGUACUUUCUCUCUGUGAAAAGUGGCUAAAGCAAAUAGAGGAAACUGAAGCUGCCCUCACGCAGAAGAUGAUUGACCUGGAAAAUGAAAAGGACCUGUUCAGUAAACAGAAGGGUUAUUUAGAGGAAGAACUUGACUACAGGAAACAAGCUCUGGACCAGGCUUAUAUGAAAAUCCAGGAGCUGGAAGCCACCCUCUACAAUGCUCUGCAGCAGGAGACAGGGAAGAGGGUGAGCGAAUCCCUGAAUGAGGCCCAGAGGGAGGACUUGUGCGCUGCCGUGGAAAAGGUGCGGAGACAGAUACUGAGGCAAAGCCGUGAAUUUGACUGCCAGAUUCUACAUGAGCGCAUGGAGUUGCUGCAGCAAGCACAGCAGAGAAUUCGAGAGCUAGAAGAGAAAAUUGAACUUCAGAAGCGGCAGCUCAAAGAAAUUGAGGAAAAGUUUUUGUUUCUUUUUCUGUUUUUCUCAUUAGCAUUCAUCCUGUGGUCUUGAUGAAUCUACAGCGAGAGGAUAUAUGGGUGUGAAAAGGGCCUUUGGAUUGAACCAAUGAAUUUGUGUGCAAAUUUCAAAACUGUACAAGCAGUUCGAAGUCAAAGUCUCUUUAUUUUUCCUUGAUGCAGUUUGCAACUGUUUGUAUUUAUAUGUUAAGCUGUGGGCUAUUUGGGUUCCUCUAGGUAUUUUAUAAAAUUAUAGCUAUAAACUGGAAUUAUUUGAUAAGUUGAUAUAAGCCAGCACACACUAAGAAACUUAGUGCACUUUUGAGACAAGUAAAUUAUUUAUUAUUAUUUAUUAUAUUUAUAUACAAAACAAUGAAUAAAAAUGCAGGGGCCAUUAUUGACAGCA
Podarcis raffonei (Aeolian wall lizard) is the source of this 3001-nucleotide messenger RNA. RefSeq names its product janus kinase and microtubule interacting protein 1 (gene JAKMIP1). The transcript is spliced from 21 exons. The record is from RefSeq and is a predicted model, not a curated record. Gene Ontology annotation, molecular function: kinase binding; GABA receptor binding; microtubule binding. Lineage: Eukaryota; Metazoa; Chordata; Lepidosauria; Squamata; Lacertidae. Bases 155 to 2650 code for a protein of 831 amino acids.